UCAGUGGGUUUGGAUUUUUGAGUUUUUAGGAUUUUUCUUUUUUUUUUGGUUAAGGGGCUUUUAUAACAUUUUUAGAAACCCAAGCUUGGGCCAGGGUGAGAAAAAGAGUUUGGUUAGGUUCUGGGUCGGGUUUCCAAAUUUUAUUUGGAGUGGAUUUCUGAGUUCGGGUCGAAAUUAGUCCAUGUAUCGGGUCGAGUUUUAACCAUGGACAUCCCUGCUCUGCAGCUACUAUUCACCGCAUAAACUGGACACUGGCACAAAGUAAUUACAGUUUUAGGGGAGUUUUUUUUGUAAAAAUUUUUUAUCGGAGCCGGCGAUCACUUUUCCAUCUGUUCCCUCAUCUACUACCUUUCCUUGUCAUUAAUCAAACAUUUUCUUUUAAAGGCACGCUUCACUCCAUUAAAUGUUAGACAACCUAUAAACAAUAUUUCUUCUUCUGGAAAUCGAGGGAGAACGCUUGGUUAUGCGUUACAAAUUCCUUCUUCAACGCCCUCGCAGCACGAAAGUAGAAAGACGGCGGCUACAACAAAUAAUGCACGAUGGGUUAAAUCUCCCUUAUUCACUUAGAUUUAAGUUUCUUUUCUUUAAUCUUCCUUCAUCUUUUUUCCCCCGUCUUUAUCAUUCCUAUCUUCUUUCACAUUCUUCGUCGUCAUUUUUCCUUUACAUCCAUCUCUUCUUCAUCCUUCCGUUCCAUCCUUCCUUCAUUUUUUUCAUCCUUGAUCUUCAUUUUCGUCCCUUAUCUUCAUUCAUCCUCCUCCUUUCAUUUGCUGAUUCUCCAUAUCCCCAAAUCUACAGCUCCUCCAUUCUUCUCUUUAAAAUUAUUUUACAAAAUUUUUGUUAUAUUUGUCUGUCUCAUUUUUUUAAUUUUUGACGCGUCAAAAUUUUUUUUUAAUUUUCC
This is a messenger RNA of Meloidogyne enterolobii, 898 nucleotides long. NCBI's taxonomy places the organism in Eukaryota, Metazoa, Nematoda, Chromadorea, Rhabditida, Meloidogynidae. The record is from the annotation of a GenBank genome assembly.